Balaenoptera ricei (Rice's whale) is the source of this 4980-nucleotide messenger RNA. It is a transcript of the gene ESR2, whose product is annotated as estrogen receptor 2. Gene Ontology annotation, cellular component: nucleus. Gene Ontology annotation, biological process: estrogen receptor signaling pathway; cellular response to estradiol stimulus; regulation of DNA-templated transcription. The coding region runs from base 2111 to 3769 and encodes 552 amino acids. The record is from RefSeq and is a predicted model, not a curated record. Gene Ontology annotation, molecular function: nuclear receptor activity; steroid binding; nuclear estrogen receptor activity. The transcript is spliced from 15 exons. Lineage: Eukaryota; Metazoa; Chordata; Mammalia; Artiodactyla; Balaenopteridae.
GCUAGCGCGGGCGGAGGGCGCGGGAGGCCAGCGCGGGCGGCGGGCGCAGGACUUGUGCUGGAGCGUUCUGGCCCUGCUCCCGCGUGGGGAGCUUGGCGGGCGCCGGGCUGGCCGGCAGGGGGUAGACCUGCAGAGUGUGGGGCGGCGUCCGGCGUUGUCGCUCCCCGGCUCCGUCAGACUGGUGUCGGGGCCCCCACCGCGAAACUGAAUCGGAGCGACUGGGUGAUGCCGCUGACAGUUUUUAAAGCCUUCUCAGGCGAAUCUGAUGCUCGGCCAAGGUUGAAGCCCAGCCCGCGUGGUUCCCUCAGCGUCCGGGGUAACCCCAGGAAGAAGAAAAGAGAUCUGAGUGAAGACACUGCAAGCAAAGAAGUGCGGGCUUACCAGGAACUGAAUUGACUGGUACCUUGAUCUUGGACUUCCCAGUCUCCAGAACUCACAGAAAUACAAAAUCUUAGAAGUGGAUGCAAUAUUAAAGUUCAUAAACCAAGUUUUCAGUCAACAUUCUUUACAGAGGAAGAUCAAAGAGGCCAGAAAAGUGUUCAAGGGCAAACAACUGGGUGGAUCUUGUCAGCUCUACACCCUCCUGUCCAAACUUCUCAGCCUGAAGGAUCAGGAAACUCUGCCCUACAACUUGUAAGAAUCCAGGAGUCCAAGCUUUACUGAACCUUGGAGGUGGGGAGGGUAUAAAUUUUUGAUAACCGUUGUUUAUAAGGUAGGUGGCUCUCCACAUUUGGAGACUGUCUCCGCUACCUGUGGACUUCACUCUUACAAACCCAGAGCACACUAGCAUACCUCUAGGCUAUUUUGGUUAAACCCCAACACUUAACGCUGUAAAAGUUUCCCUCCAUAUGCCCCUUUGGUCUUCCUGCAUCAGAGAUCUGGAGUCACAAGCGCAUCAAGAACCGUAGUUUGAUGAUUAAUUAGGCACAAAUGUGGCACUAGGGUCUCACAAUGCCCUGUGGGACAUCUGCUACGUUCUUUUCGAUUUUUGCCAUCAAGAUGCCAGUUGCUUCUUAGUGACUAUCAAAUGUCUUAUUAGUCCUCACUCUGGGCGCCACUGCCGGGUGGGGUGGGUGAGGAGAGCUUAGGGACCGUGCAGACCUGGGGAAACAGGAGCUGCCACCAGGGGGCGCUCGCCUGCGGAGAGAGUCUGACGGAGGCGGAGCCAGGGAAGAGGGGCGCCUCCGCAGAGAAGCACAGAACCACCUCUCCUCCCUCGCCCUUCACCCCUGCGCUUCCUUGCAGUAGGUGAGUUUGAGAAGGUUCCUGGGACCUUUGCUCUAGAGCGAAACGCCUUCCCCGCCAGCCCUUGAAAGAUGAGAACCCACACCCUCCACCUCCCGACCAUGCCGCGCGGCUUUGCCUCUCCCGGGGCUCGAGGCUGCGCUUGCCGCUGGGGAUUGGGCAAAUAGUUUCACCUCUAGAUGCUUAGUCAGACUUCUGUAUUUAAUGACGCCAAAGCAUCCAGCUCCUCUCAGACUCACGUGGCUCAGGGUCUGGGGAGCCGACCCUCAAAGCGUGGCCCCCAGCCCGGCAGCAUCAGUUUCAGCAUCACCCCGGACCUGGUUAGGAAUGCACAUUCUCAGGCCCCGCCCCAGACCUCCCAAAUCCAAGACCGGGGGAGGGGCGCCGUCUGUGCUUUGCUGCUCCUGCGGGUGACUGUGAGGCGCUCGACGGUGACAGCCCCUACCCUGGGGCUUCCUACGUCGCUCAGUGUCUCCGGCUACUGGACCUUCUGACACCCACUCCCUCGCCCCUGCUGCUAGGCCGCCUGGAGAGCGGACGCUGAGACAGACGCCUCUGGAAACUUGCAGGGCAGAGAAGAGGCGGCGGGAGCCGGACCAGAGCGGGACAGUCCAGGGCUGCGACUGGCAUCCAGUGCUGCGUUUGGGAUCUGGGCUGCGCGAGGUGCGCUCACUCUCCGCAGCUGGUACCGCAGCCGGGUGCGGGGAACAGAACUAGUCCGGGAAAAGCACGUGCCGCGUUUCAGUGAUUGCUAGGCGGGUGUGUACGAGUAGGCCAUACCUGUCUAUGAUUCUUUGAGAACAUUAUAAUGUCCCUUUGUGCCUCUUCUCACAAGGAGUUUUCCUAGCUGUUACCUAUUCAAGACAUGGAUAUCAAAAACUCACCAUCUAGCCUUAACUCUCCUGUCUCCUACAACUGCAGUCAAUCCAUCCUACCCCUGGAGCCAGGCCCCAUAUAUAUACCUUCCUCCUAUGUAGAGAGCCACCAUGAAUAUUCAGCCAUGACAUUCUAUAACCCUGCCGUGAUGAAUUACAGUAUUCCCAAUAACUCGGAAGGUGGGCCUGGUCGACCCACCACAAGCCCAAAUGUAUUGUGGCCAACUCCUGGGCACCUCUCUCCUUUAGCCAUCCAUUGCCAGUCGUCACUUCUGUAUGCAGAACCUCAAAAGAGUCCUUGGUGUGAAACGAGAUCAUUAGAACACACCUUACCUGGGAACAGAGAGACAUUGAAAAGGAAGGCUAGUGGAAGCAGUUGUGCCAGCCCUGUUACUAGUCCAAGUUCAAAGAGGGAUGCCCACUUCUGUGCGGUCUGCAGCGAUUAUGCAUCGGGAUAUCACUAUGGAGUCUGGUCGUGUGAAGGAUGUAAGGCCUUUUUUAAAAGAAGCAUUCAAGGACAUAAUGAUUAUAUUUGUCCAGCUACAAAUCAGUGUACAAUAGAUAAGAACCGGCGUAAAAGCUGCCAGGCCUGCCGACUUCGGAAGUGCUAUGAAGUCGGAAUGGUGAAGUGUGGCUCCCGGAGAGAAAGGUGUGGGUACCGCGUAGUUCGAAGGCAGAGAAAUUCUGAUGAGCAGCUGCACUGCCUGAGCAAAGCCAAGAAAAACGGUGGGCACGUGACCCGAGUGAAGGAGCUGCUGCUGAGUGCCCUGAGCCCAGAGCAGCUGGUGCUCACGCUCCUCGAGGCCGAGCCGCCCCACGUGCUCGUGAGCCGCCCCAGCACGCCCUUCACCGAGGCCUCCAUGAUGAUGUCCCUGACCAAGCUGGCUGACAAGGAGCUGGUACACAUGAUCGGCUGGGCCAAGAAAAUUCCGGGCUUCGUGGAGCUCAGCCUGUACGACCAAGUGCGGCUCUUGGAGAGCUGCUGGUUGGAGGUGCUCAUGGUGGGGCUGAUGUGGCGCUCCAUCGACCACCCCGGCAAGCUCAUCUUUGCUCCAGACCUCGUUCUGGACAGGCUUCUGCAGCGAGAAAACUUGAACCUACUGAGGAUGAGAGGAAAAUCCGGGUAUCUCAGCUUAUUUCUAACAAGGGACGAAGGGAAAUGUGUAGAAGGAAUUCUGGAAAUCUUUGACAUGCUCCUGGCAACGACUUCAAGGUUUCGCGAGUUAAAACUCCAACACAAAGAGUAUCUCUGUGUCAAGGCCAUGAUCCUCCUCAACUCCAGUGUGUACCCUACAGCUGCAGCACCCCAGGAGGCCGACAGCAGCAGGAAACUGGCUCAUCUACUGAACGCUGUGACGGAUGCUCUGGUCUGGGUAAUCGCCAAGAGCGGCAUCCCCUCCCAGCAGCAGUCCGUCCGCCUGGCUAACCUGCUGAUGCUCCUUUCUCACGUCAGGCACGCCAGUAACAAGGGCAUGGAACACCUGCUCAACAUGAAGUGCAAAAAUGUGGUCCCCGUCUACGACCUGCUGCUGGAGAUGCUGAAUGCCCACACACUUCGCGGCAGCAAGUCCUCGGUCACAGGGUCCGAGUGCAGCCUGGUGGAGGAGAGUGAGAGCAAAGAGGGCUCCCAGAACCCCCAGGCUCAGUGAUGCCAAGCCCUGAGGUGUGGUCAGGCUGCAGAGGAGGGCAGAGGCUGAAGCGUGAACUCCAGCACAAAUCGUGAGCCCCACCAGGAGGGGGCGGGCUUCAUCGGCUUUCUGCUGUGUGAUCCCUCAUAUGGCCCCUCAAGACCAUCCUUCCCCGACCUUCCUACUUCCCAGGAGUCAGGGUGAGAAAGCCAGUGCUCCUUGUCACCAGGGGGCAUGUUUGAGUGCAGAGUUUAUGUCUUGCUUGGCCUCAUGGGAUCUCAUUGUGGUCCCUCUCACUUCCCAUCUCCCUCCCACCCUUUGGAAAACAUCUUCUUACAGCUUUUGGAAUGACUGGUGGAAAUCUGACUUGGAAGCGUUGUCAAGUAGAAAGGGGAGAGAAUGUGGCACAUGUACAGGAAGGGGACUAAGCUUUAUUGUGCCACUUAACCUGCCCGCAGAAUUAGUCCUUUGUAUGCUGCCUUCUGGACCACUUGAUUGUAGGAUUGAAAACCACGACGGCAGUCAACUAACUGGUUCCACACACCUACCUCACAGGCCUGUGAGGACAGAUGUCACGUAUUGCUGUGACUCUAUCCAAGGCCAGAGGGAAUGUGACCUAGGGAACCAGUGGUCAAGCUGAGAUGUGAGCCAUGUUCAUCCCCCAAGACCUUGCUGCCACCUUCAUGCAGGUUUACCCCUCUUGGUUUGCAUUCAGAAAGCCUACAAAUUACUUGGUGUGUGUGUGUGUGUGUGUGUGUGUGUGUGUGUGUGUGUGUGUGAUCACCUUCAUGGAGAUGUGUGGAGAUUUAAAUACCCCUACCCCUGGAAUUGCCCUUUGUUAAAACUAUCUUGUCCCAAGGGGCCCAGUGUGUGUGCUAGAGAAAGGACCAGUGUUUGCAGGAAUGGGGUUUCUCCUGUGGGUGUGGGUCACAGCCACAGUGCUCCCCUGGGGCAGCCACAACUGCCACAUCAGCCACCCAGGGGAGACAGGGGCACUUCAGGUUGUGUGUGUGAGGCAUGCUGUUGCAUGGAAGGAUGAACAGCUACACACACGUCAGCGUGUCAGGUUCAGGGCCAAACCGUAUAGACGGGGUGAGCGUACCACUUGAACAAGAUUGUGAACUCUAUUUAAAAAAGAGAAAUAUUUAGGGUAAGUAUUUAUAGCAAGAAAAUUCUUUUAUACCCUAGGGCUCUUCUAGAAUAUUUUCUUAUCAGAACAUUUAUAUGGUGGG